This is a messenger RNA of Globicephala melas (long-finned pilot whale), 6474 nucleotides long. RefSeq names its product zinc finger and BTB domain containing 26 (gene ZBTB26). Gene Ontology annotation, biological process: regulation of transcription by RNA polymerase II. The record is from RefSeq and is a predicted model, not a curated record. Lineage: Eukaryota; Metazoa; Chordata; Mammalia; Artiodactyla; Delphinidae. Gene Ontology annotation, molecular function: protein binding; DNA-binding transcription repressor activity, RNA polymerase II-specific; RNA polymerase II cis-regulatory region sequence-specific DNA binding. Gene Ontology annotation, cellular component: nucleoplasm.
GGUACGAGGUCUCUCAAAAUGGAGCCCCCUUGGGGCUCUGGAUUGGCCGGGACCUGCCCUGGGAUGGGGACCGAGGGGCUGGCCUAGGCCCGGGGGGACUUAUGGAGCCCUAGGCCCGGCCCAUGCUGUGCCCCGCCCCUUUCCCUUCCCAGCGUCUGGAGUGGGGAGCCUAAGGAUGCCCCCAGGGACCUCCUCUUGGGACCCUAGCCGAGGGCACCGCAGUUUGCUUGAACGCCCGACUCUGGCAUCUUGUAGGAAGUGCCAGAUCUGGGCCAUGGCAAGGCCUCAGGGCCAGCCCGCGAGAAUCAUUAUGAGUGCUAAGCUAGGUUAGUCUUUUGCCACUGGCAACAGCACCUUUAUAUUUCUGGCGCUAUGUCAGGCACUGGGAAUUCGUAAGAUAUUGUUCCAAGUUUCAGGGUCAAGUUUGAGAGCCAGAUAAAAACAAAUGAGUGCCCCUGCGAUGUAUGAAUCAGUCAUGUAUGUAUGAACUGUUCAAGGGGCAGUUGCUGGGGAGGCUGAAGAAAGAAGGUGACUUCUCAAUUUUAUUUGUUGGAGAGGAUAAGGUGGAGAAGGGCUUUUCCUACAGGAGGAACAGUUGCAAUGCUGUGAAGGGAUGACUGAGCAUAACUUGUGUGGGAAGCGGAGGAGGGGGGCGCGGGGCUCUUGUGCAAAGGAUGAGAUAUGAGGCUGGGAAAGUAGACCGAGGUCCAGAUAGUGAAGGUUUAAUCCUAAAGGAGGUGGGUACUUUUUGAAGAAUUUUGAGCAGGAGACUGGUAUAGUCGGAUUUGCACCGUAGAAAACCAUCUUGUUCUGGAGGUCAGCCUAUAGGAUAGGAAUUUCUAUAAACUGAUUCUGGACUCUUUAGCUAAAGUCUAGAUGCUCUCAUUGGAGAUUCUUUUGAAGGAGUAGUGGGAUCAGUCUAGUAAGAAGUAAUGAAAUCCUGAAAUGGAGUUAUGACAGUAUUAUUGGAAAGAAGGCAGGUAAUGCUGUAGUGAAUGCUGUAAAGACUCUAUAAUAAAUUGGAUGUUGAGGGUGAAAGAAGUAUCAAAGCUGAGUCUUAGGUUUUAGGCCUGUGGUAUUUGAAGAAUGUUAAUGCCAUUAUCAGCAAUAAAACCAUAAGCCUAGUGUAGAUGACAAAUUCAUUUUUUGGAUAUGUUGACUUGAAGGCCUAGUGAGAUAGCCACAUGGAGCUGUCCAGUAUAGAGUUGGAAAUGCAAAUCUGCAGCUCAACCUAAAUGCUGUGGCUAGAGGUAAAGGUUUGAAUUAUCAUAGAGCGUAGAGGUGGAAGCCAUGGGAAUAGCUGACAUCAGGAAGGGGUUAUUGAGAAAGAAGGGAAUAUUUGGGGGGAAUGGUUGCAUUUACAAAGCAGAAAGAAGACUUAGAACUAAUAGUAGUUGGUGUAGCAGCAGAAACAGAAGUAGAUGAUAAAAUAUAAGAAGUAGAUGAUAAAUAUAAGGGUUCCAGCAACCAAGAAGACUCAGAAGUCAAGAGAAGAGAAUACUGAGAAGGGUCCACUGGGACAAUUGAUGCAGAGCAUUUGGAGAAUGAGGGGGGGAAAGAUGGCAUUUCUUUAUCAAGAGAUCAUGAGUGACCUUUUACAAAGCGAUUUUAAUAGAGUAAUGAGGUGAUAAUAUAUGAAAUAAUGCAGACCUCAAGUGGUUUGGUGUCAAAUGAGAAUGAAAAAAAGGCCACAUAUGAAGGAUUUCACAAACAAAAUUGACAGGCUUUAUUUACUUACUUACCUUGCAUUUGCUUAUAAAGCACAAUUCCAGGCACUAUUCUAAGUUCUUUUAAAAAUUAACUUAAUUUUAAAAAUGAAUUUACUUUAAAAUUAAUUUAAUUUCCCAUAGCAACCCUAUGAAGUAAUAUUCUUUGACAGGUGGGAAAACUGAAAAACAGAAGUGGUUAAGUAACUUGCCCAAGGUCACACAACUAGUAAGUGGUGGAGCAGGGUUUUGAUUCUAGGAAAUGUGGUUUUACCCACUGCACUAAGCAGUGAUUGAAUAUGGGAGUCAAAAGAAUGGGAAAAAUUUAAGCAAAGAUAGACUCAAUUAAUAAAAAAAUGGAGAGGCUUGGAAGGAGAUCCAGAUUGAGAAGAAGGUCUGCCAAAAUGUCUGAAAGAUCAGAUCUCCUUCACUUCAAGUUUGAAAAUUAUGGAGAUUCAAUGUUACAAAAAAUGAACAAAUUAAGAGAAGAGAAUAAAUUUUGUGAUGUUACAGUUCUCAUAGAUGAUAUUGAGGUACAGGGGCAUAAAAUUGUGUUUGCUGCAGGUUCCCCCUUCUUAAGAGACCAAUUUUUACUGAACGAUUCCAGAGAGGUGAAAAUCUCCAUAUUACAGAGUUCCGAAGUGGGGAGACAAUUGCUCUUAUCCUGUUACAGUGGUGUGCUGGAAUUCCCUGAGAUGGAACUGGUAAAUUACUUGACGGCUGCGAGUUUUCUUCAGAUGAGCCACAUUGUAGAACGGUGCACACAGGCCUUGUGGAAGUUUAUAAAGCCAAAACAACCAAUGGAUAGUAAAGAGGGAUGUGAACCGCAGAGUGCUUCUCCCCAGUCAAAAGAACAUCAGGGAGAUGCCAGAGGCUCCCCAAAGCAGGACUCACCUUGUAUCCAUCCAUCUGAAGACAGUAUGGAUAUGGAGGACAGUGAUAUUCAGAUUGUUAAGGUAGAAUCUAUUGGGGAUGUAUCAGAGGUUAGAAGUAAAAAAGAUCAGAACCAGUUUAUUUCUUCUGAACCCACUGCUUUACAUUCAUCAGAGCCCCAGCACUCCCUGAUAAAUUCAACUGUGGAAAACAGAGUAAGUGAAAUAGAACAAAACCACCUCCACAAUUAUGCCCUGUCUUACACAGGCAGUGAUAACAUCAUCAUGGCCUCAAAAGAUGUCUUUGGGCCUAAUAUUCGAGGUGUAGACAAAGGCCUACAGUGGCAUCACCAAUGCCCAAAGUGUACCAGGGUGUUUCGUCACCUGGAGAACUACGCCAACCAUUUAAAAAUGCACAAACUCUUUAUGUGUCUACUCUGCGGCAAGACUUUUACUCAGAAAGGCAACCUUCAUCGACACAUGCGUGUGCAUGCCGGCAUUAAACCUUUCCAGUGUAAAAUCUGUGGGAAAACCUUUUCUCAGAAGUGUUCCUUACAGGAUCAUCUUAACCUUCACAGUGGAGAUAAGCCCCAUAAGUGUAACUAUUGUGACAUGGUUUUUGCACAUAAGCCAGUUUUGAGGAAACACCUUAAACAGCUGCAUGGCAAAAACAGCUUUGAUAAUGCCAAUGAAAGAAAUGUGCAAGACCUCACAGUGGACUUUGAUUCUUUUGCAUGUACAACAGUCACAGACUCUAAAGGGUGUCAGCCACAGCCUGAUGGUACACAGGUCCUGGAUGCAGGUAAACUGGCCCAAGCUGUCCUGAACUUAAGGAAUGAUAGUACUUGUGUGAAUUGAGUAGGGCCUUUAUGCUCCUAACUAGAACUGACUACAAACGUGGCAAUAGUCUGAGUCUUUCUAGGAGUGAUUUUGCGAAUUUGACUUCUCCAAAGCCUCUGUGCUCUGGAAGUCAUAGGGGUGAGUCAAAGCACUAAUAGACCAGGCAACUUGCCACUUGGAGUGGUCUUGCCUUCCUUUUGCCCCUUCCCAUGUUCUGUUUUGAAUUAUUUAUCCUGUGAUGUCUGUUUCCUUUCCCAAGGAGUAUUCCACCUGUCUACCUAACAUUGACUUAUGUCUUAGACUGACACUGUUUUAGACUUUUCACUGGGCACAUUCUGAAGGUACCAACAAGUUAAUAAUAUCACCUCCAAUCCACUAAUAGAUGCUAUGCUAAGAGAAUAAUAUUUUUCAUUAGCAGAAAAUAAGCUGAGAUAUAAGGAGAUAUUGCUGUUGGCCUGAAUAUGUGAUAGAAUUUGUAGUUGCCUUGCCUACUGAUAAUUCAUCUGUGUCUGAUAAAUGAAUGAAUCUGCUUCCUACAAUUUGUACUUGUCUUGGAGCUGGCUAUAAAGUAUUUUAGAUUAUUCUGUACUCUUUUCAACAGUAUAUAGCCCAACUUCACAUCAUUGAAGUUCAUAUAGACCAGAGUACAAUAUUUUUAGCAACACCUGCAGACAGAUAGUUAGGAAUCAGCAUGGGGAGCAUAACCAACAAAGGAUAGUAGUACAGUUGUACAACAGUACUUAUUUGGGAGGUCUUCCCCAAAAAGAAGCCAAAUGUUUAUAAUUAACCUCUAACUUACUUGGUGAUGCUUUUGAAGUCAGGAUUGCUCCAGGCACAUUUAAAGUGUGCUAAUGCGUAAUGGUCUCUCUAAAAAGGGGCUAUCUGGAGUCAUUCUCUAGGCUUUGUUUAGCCAUCAGUAAGGUGAGUUUGGCCUUCAGAGCUUUGUCCAGUGUAUUGUAAUAGUCUCUGAAUUCUCAUUUCCUUGUGUACCUUAACUUCUAAAAUGGAUGAAAAAAGUGAGUCACAGGAGCAAUCAGGUUUUUGCAUUUAGAUAUUCUUAUAAAGGUACAUAGUCCCACCUUGUCACCUCUGAUAGAUCACUAAUACAAAGUUGAUUUUCCAUUAUGGAAAAACAAAACAACUGUUCUUCCUAAAGCACAUGUUAUAGUUCAGAAAUAAAAUUUUGAGUCUUAUUAGCUUCUGACCCAUGAGUUAGAUUUAGGUAAUAGGAGUGUUGGAGUCCAUAGAGAAUCUUAAGAGAUCAUUUAGUCCACCUCUCUUUUUUUAAGUUGGGAUAUCCAAAGCCCAAAGAGGUGGCCUGGCCAAGGUUAGCCAAAGUAGAUAAGUAACUAAAUAUGAGCUACGGUCUCCUCACUUCUCACUGUCCCUUGGCUUAAAAAGAUUUAGUACAUGAUCAAGAAUACCUUAAUAAAAAGUUCCUAGUUUGUGCUUCCCCUCUGUGAAUCACUGUUUGCUUUCUGAGACAUCCUGGAUUUUGCAAAUAAAACAUCACAGAAGGAUUUAUUUUUGUAAGUUAAUUAUUUUUUGGUUAGGAUGAAUAUUACAUUUUUCCUGAGCAAGUGACUGAUUUGCUAGGUGUUGAUUAGGAAGGGCAAGAACAAGUAAGAAUAAUGUGAGAAGGAUCCAAAUGUGAAACUGAUUUUGUCUUGAAACAGUGUUUAUUUAGUUUCCAUCAGGAUUUUCUGUUUUUGUUUCUGAGCUAUGAGAGUCCAUGUACAGAUAAACCAAAAAUUAGUUUUAACUUGAGUAAUCAGAGGGAGUUCUUAAAGUUGUUAUAAUUUGAUGCAUUUAUAUGUGAAUCUGAUUUGAAGUAUAAUUUCUGCCUUUUGUUAAAAGAUUUUAAAUGAGAAUAAAAUUGAGUGAUAAGACUAACAGGUAUCUAUGCCUAAUGUCACUCAUUAUAUGGUCUAAUGAUGCUGCCUAGCAUUCUGGGUUUUUAAUGAUCCAGCCAAAGAGUACCAAUUCUAUGCAACAGUGAGACACUAACAUGUUAACGGAUGUUUCACUAUUUUCUCUGAACAUCAUUUUAUCACAGGGAAAUUUCAAGUUGGAGUGCUUCCUCUGCUUACAUUCAUGUCCUGUUUUUGUUACUGGUUUGAAGGCUAAAAGGCAUGGGUUCAAAUAAGAUUGGUCUCUUUGGUUGGAGACUAUUCCUGGAUUCAUUCAGACAUUCAAGAGACAUUUAUUGAACACCUACUAUUGCCAGGCACUAUGCUAGAUACUGAGGAUAUGAAGGUAAGAUUGCUAUGGUCCCUGCCCUCACAGAGCUUACAAUCCCAUGUAGUCUUAGUGAGAUAAGGUGUCAAUUUGGUUUUAUCCUAGGAAGAAUAAAGAAAACUGCCUUGCUUUCUUUGAUCACUUUAAAUUAGCAUCUUGAUGGUUUUGUAUCACUAAAUCUUCUAGUUCUCACCUUUUUCAACGGCAAACUACUGACAUGGUUUACAGUGUCUUCCAUUUCUUGUCUGGAGAGGUGUUCUGUUUCUGUGAGACAUUUUCUUAAUUUUGGUGGUACUUGACUUUUCUCUUUCUUUGUUUAUACAUGUUUCUUAGAUUGUAUUGCAAAGUGGUCAAGUUACUGAUAUCAAAUAUGUUUUACAGGGGAAGAUGACUUUCAAAACUAGUCGUAUUCUUGUAGAGGAGGAAGAUUUUUUAAAACCUUAGACAUUCAGCAUUUGUAUUUUAUGGAUCCCCAGGAUAACUAAAAAGGAGAGAGGGCUCUCUUUACCAUAGUUUGGUUUUUAAAAAAUUACUGUGUCACAGUUAUUUAUUUAUUAUUUAAUUUUAAAGGCAAACUCCAAACUGAAGUGGCUCUGAGGUAAAUCAGAUGUGGUUUUAAUUUGUUUUAGUUUCCUUAUUAGAAGGUCUAUAAAUGGAGGGUGACCAUUGUCACUACUUCUAAGAUAUAUCCUAAACAAACAACCCAGAACAUUUUAUUUCAGCUGGUGAAUAGCUGUUCUCAAUCUGUUGUAUGUUAGACAUACUGUGAACUACCUCUUCACUUAUUAUGGGGAAGUUUCCUUAAUAAAAGUUUGACA